UAGCGUUGUAUUCUGGGUAAAGUGUGGCUCCAAGAACUUUGAAGAGCGCAUGCGUGCGCCAGCUCGUUCCUUUUUCCUCCUUGGGCGUCUGAAGGCAAGAUGGGUCACCAGCAGCUCUACUGGAGUCACCCGCGGAAGUUCGGCCAGGGUUCUCGCUCUUGCCGCGUCUGCUCUAACCGCCACGGUCUGAUCCGUAAAUACGGGCUGAACAUGUGCCGACAGUGCUUCCGUCAGUACGCGAAGGACAUAGGCUUCAUUAAGGUACCCGCGGUUGGGCGGGAGCGUUAAGACCCACACCCACACAGCGGAGGGUUUAAGCAAUCAAGAGUUCCAGAAGUGCAGGGUGAAGGAUUUAAUGCCUGGUCAGAUUUAGGUGUCAGGUGGCUGAAAAUGUUUAACGUAGGAGAUAGUAUAUUUUCUACAUAGUAGCUGAGUAUAUUCUAACCGAAUUUCUGACGGGGGAAUGUUUGAUACUGGGAAGAGCCAUGUUUCAGGCCUUAAUAACCACGAACCACCAAGGUUGUGGGUGAUCACAUUAGUCCUACUUGAAACGUUAAUUCCUCAAAAGUCACUUUUUUGACCAAAGACAUUUUCUAAUAAAAUUAAAUUAUAAAAUUCACCUGCUUUUUAAUUUACCAUUUUUCCCCCCCAAACCGGUUUCUCUGUAGCUCUGGCUGUCCUGCAACUCACUUUAGAUCAGGUCAGGCUGACCUCAGUCCUCUGCUAGGGUUAAAGGUGUGCAUCAUACCCAGAUGCAGGACCAGUUCUAAAUAAGCUUGUGUUUAAUGGGCCUACAUGUUAUCUUACACUGCUCUCUGAGGUGCAGCAGAGAGUUUUAAGCUAGUAUUGAUCAAAUAAUUACUGUAAGCCUAGUGAUACAUUUUAAAGAUUUGAAUGGCUAAAUUCCAGUGUGUCAAGUUUGGAGAACCAUUCCUUCUCUGGUCCCAAGUUUCUUCCAGUUAGGAUGAACUGUAGAAACUGGCUGCUUAGUAACUCUCCAGAAUAUAUGACAUGGUUAAUGUUAGAACAAGUUAAAAUGCCACAAUCACAUUCUAAGUAAUAACUCCUUCCCCUGUGUGCUUUUUUUGCAGUUGGACUAAGCGACCUGAAUGGAUGAUUCGACUGUCUACCCAAUGAAACCAACUGUCUACCCUGUGAUACCAAUCAUGCUAGUCUUUGUGCACACAGAAUAAAAAACUGAAGGCCUCUA
Messenger RNA from Rattus norvegicus (Norway rat), 1210 nucleotides. NCBI's taxonomy places the organism in Eukaryota, Metazoa, Chordata, Mammalia, Rodentia, Muridae. The record is from RefSeq and is a predicted model, not a curated record.